CCGGAAGUUUGAUGUCUUGGACCUUGAUUGCAAGGCCGUGUCUCUUAUUAUUUUCUUCCCGGACCAUAACCCGAAGGUUGACCAGUCCUGGUCAGACGUCCUUGUCAUUGGUGCCACAGUUUCCAGUCCAGUCAUCAGUUAACUUCAGAGGCAUCAGUACUGCUAACGUCAGUAUGUCCCCAGAGGACUGGGAUGCACGAUGGACAGAAGGGCGGAUCGGCUUCCAUAAGGCCGAGGUCAACACGUGCCUUCAGAAGUAUGUGGAUGACAUGACUCGCAGGAGACAGAAAGUCAAGGUGUUGGUACCUCUGUGUGGGAAGUCGGUGGACAUAAAAUGGCUGGCUGACCAGGGUCAUACAGUGGUUGGAGUGGAGUGCUCCUUACAGGCAGUGGAAGCAUUCUUCCAGGAGAGCGGCCUCACCCCGACCAUCCGUGAUGUACCCAACCUUAAGGGAGGAAAGCUCUUCCAGAGCCAAGAUGGAAAAGUUUCUCUGUAUGUAUGUGACUUCUACGACUUUUCUAGGGAUGUAGAAGGAGACUUUGAUGCAGUGUGGGACAGAGGCUCUUUUGUUGCCAUCAACUCAACAGACAGGAAAAGGUAUGUAGACCUGAUCCUGUCUCUUAUGAAGCUGAGUGGAUGCUGCCUUCUCGUUACACUGGAGUAUGAUCAAAGCAAACAUGCUCCUCCUCCUCACAGCAUCCCACCAUCUGAUGUGCAAGACAGCUAUGGUGCUAAAUGUGAUGUGCGCCUCCUGGAGUCAGUUGAUGGUUUGACAGAGAGGCACAGGACGGGCUGGGGACUGAGCUCCCUUCUUGAACACUCCUACCUCAUCACACCAAAACUACCUGAGGGACAAACUGUCAACAAAUACGGAGAGGUGGAGAACUUGCUGGUGACUCCUGAGGACUGGGAGGUUCGAUGGGGCAAAGGUCACACUGGGUUCCACAAGUCUGAAGUUUGUGGUUCUCUUCAAAAGUACAUAGCAGAUAUGACAGGAGGGAGGUCAGAGGUCAGGGUUCUGGUGCCCCUGUGUGGAAAGACAUUGGACAUGAAAUGGCUUGUUGACCAGGGACACACGGUUGUUGGUGUGGAGUUUGCCAAACAGCCUGUUGAAGAACUCUUCCAGGAGAACAACAUGACUCCAACUGUUAGUGAUGUCCCAGGGAUGCCAAAUGGAAAGCUCUACCAGAGUGGAAAGCUGUCUGUCUAUUGCUGUGACUUUUUUGAUUUCACAAGUGAAGUAGCAGGACAGUUUGAUGCUGUGUGGGACAGGGCUUCACUCAUAGCUAUCAAUACAGCAGACAGGGAGAGAUAUGCUGCUUCUAUAACUUCUCUCCUGAAGUGUGAUGGACACUACUUGCUGGAGACUUUGGAGUAUGACCAGACUAAGAUGAAUGGACCUCCAUACACCGUUCCUGGACAAGUAGUAGAACAGUUGUAUGGUGCCAAGUGGGACAUCCGACAUCUGGAGACAGGAGAUGGCAUGACAGCCAAUGCCAGGAAGUGGGGUCUUCAGUGGAUGACCAAAAAUGUCCAACUUCUCAGUCUCAAACCUUUAAGUUAGUAAUCCUGAAGGGGAUCAUCAUAGGAUAUAAUCUACCUCGCUUGGGUGUAAUUUUAUGGUGCAAUCUCGUGUUAAUUGUACAAACGUGUCAUGGUGUAUUUCCACUUCUCAUGCAAUAUGUGAUUGAAGCUGUUAUUUUAUGACACUUGUGCUGGUAGAAUUGAGGUGUAGUUAGUUAGUUAACAUGCUUUGUGAAUGAAACUUUUCAAUAGUAAAUAGAGUCAAUACAUCAUUCUUCCUGUUACAGAGAAGUGAAACUUUAUUCAAAAGUGUUGCUCAAAGCACAAGUACUCGACAGGUCCAAUCAUGCACAGAUACAAAAAUAUAUCCCAAAAUGACAACUA
Molecule: messenger RNA, 1909 nt
Organism: Branchiostoma belcheri (Belcher's lancelet)
Lineage: Eukaryota; Metazoa; Chordata; Leptocardii; Amphioxiformes; Branchiostomatidae
Exons: 17
Coding region: 12-1565 (517 amino acids)
Molecular function (GO): thiopurine S-methyltransferase activity
Source: RefSeq, a predicted model, not a curated record